GCGUGCCCAUACAGCCUGAGUCCUGCAAGCUGUGGUCACUCGUUCUGCGCACUGUGUCUCCUCCAAUGGUAUUUCACACAUCUCUGCGACGCAUGCAGCAGCUGGUGCUCCGAGCUAGCAUGUCCCUUGUGCCGGGCUGAAUUGCCCAACGAUUGGGCCGGUGAACUCAUAUGGCCUCGCCCAAUGUUCACCCUACCCUUCACGCCUUCCCGGCUAGCCGAUGAGCGGGUUACUGCACUCGUGGACAUGUUGUGCGGUCCUGUUCCCACCAACUCGUCUGAAGGCAGUAGCAGCAGGCGUAAGAUGAGCAAAGGUAAGAAACCGCAAUCUCCAAAGGAGGCCGGACCAUCGAGUGGUUGGGAACAUGGUGGGAGGCUUCGAGAGGAGUGGCAAGACCGCAAUAGGUACGCGCACUAG
Messenger RNA from Fomitopsis serialis, 417 nucleotides. RefSeq lists its product as uncharacterized. The transcript has a single exon. The record is from RefSeq and is a predicted model, not a curated record. The annotation marks the transcript as partial. NCBI's taxonomy places the organism in Eukaryota, Fungi, Basidiomycota, Agaricomycetes, Polyporales, Fomitopsidaceae.